Cornus florida is the source of this 1271-nucleotide messenger RNA. RefSeq names its product cinnamoyl-CoA reductase 1. The coding region runs from base 78 to 1076 and encodes 332 amino acids. The transcript is spliced from 5 exons. Gene Ontology annotation, molecular function: oxidoreductase activity, acting on the CH-OH group of donors, NAD or NADP as acceptor. The record is from RefSeq and is a predicted model, not a curated record. NCBI's taxonomy places the organism in Eukaryota, Viridiplantae, Streptophyta, Magnoliopsida, Cornales, Cornaceae.
CGUGCACUUCUUUACUUGGCUUUACUUUUUGUUUCUUGCCCAACGACCCCUCUCUUUCCCAAACCACCAUCAAAAGCAUGCCGUCAGUUUCCGGCAACACAGUCUGCGUCACCGGCGCCGGCGGAUUCAUCGCUUCAUGGCUCGUAAAACUCCUCUUAGAUAAGGGCUAUACCGUCAGAGGAACUGCCAGAAAUCCAGAUGAUCCGAAGAACUCCCAUUUGAGAGAGCUUGAGGGAGCAAAGGAGAGACUGACUCUGUGCAAAGCUGAUCUUCUUCACUACGAGAGCCUGCGCGAAGCCAUUAACGGUUGUGAUGGUGUUUUCCACACUGCAUCACCAGUAACUGAUGACCCAGAACAAAUGGUGGAGCCUGCAGUGAUUGGCACUAAGAAUGUGAUAGUUGCUGCCGCCGAGACGGGAGUUCGGCGCGUGGUGUUCACGUCAUCAAUCGGUGCAGUGUACAUGGACCCUAACAGACACCCUGAUACAGUGGUGGAUGAAAGUUGCUGGAGUGAUCUUGAGUUCUGCAAGAACACAAAGAAUUGGUAUUGCUAUGGGAAGGCUGUGGCAGAGCAAGCAGCAUGGGAGGAGGCAAAGGAGAGAGGGGUGGACCUAGUGGCGGUGAACCCGGUGUUGGUGCUCGGACCAUUGCUGCAACCAACCAUCAAUGCCAGCAUUAUUCACAUCCUCAAGUACUUGACUGGCUCGGCAAAGACUUAUGCCAACUCCAUCCAGGCCUACGUGCAUGUUAAGGAUGUGGCAUUGGCACACAUCCUUGUCUACGAGACCCCUUCAGCUACCGGGCGCCACCUCUGUGCCGAGAGUGUGCUUCAUCGUGGCGAGGUGGUGGAAAUUCUGGCCAAGUUCUUCCCCGAGUAUCCCAUCCCAACCAAGUGCUCGGAUGAGAUAAAACCAAGAGCAAAACCGUACAAGUUUUCGAAUCAAAAGCUGAAGGAAUUGGGGUUGGAGUUCACACCGGUGAAGCAAUGCUUAUAUGAGACCGUGAAGAGCCUGCAGGAGAAGGGUCACCUCCCAGUCCCUACACAGAAUGACGAAUCUAUUCGUAUUCAGUCUUGAUCGAUGAUAUCCUUAUGUAGCUGCCAUCGGAGGAGGAGGGCACAGCUCCUUGCCUCCGCAGUGAUAGGCAGUGUUUAGCAAAAUGUUUUAGAGAGAAAACUAAGCAAGAAUGUAAGAGUUUGAAUCUUUGUGUUGUAUCAAACCCAUCCUAUUAAUUGAUUAUAUGAGUUGAGGUUUGAAUUAUUUGGCAAUAAA